Molecule: messenger RNA, 3357 nt
Organism: Euleptes europaea (tarantolino)
Lineage: Eukaryota; Metazoa; Chordata; Lepidosauria; Squamata; Sphaerodactylidae
Gene: WDR72
Product: WD repeat domain 72
Exons: 20
Coding region: 1-3357 (1118 amino acids)
Biological process (GO): protein localization to plasma membrane
Cellular component (GO): cytoplasm
Molecular function (GO): protein binding
Source: RefSeq, a predicted model, not a curated record
AUGAAGGCCUCAAUUCAGGCCGUGACUCUCUGGGGGAAGCAAGCCCCCGCCCACAGCAUCACCGCCAUCCUGAUCACGGAGGACCAGAAGACGAUUGUCACGGGAAGUCAAGAGGGGCCCUUAUGCCUCUGGAACCUGUCGCCAGAACUCAAGAUUUCAUCAAAACAAAUCCUUGUGGGUCACACUGCAUCUGUGACAUGUUUGGCCAAAGCAAGGGACUUUGAGAAACAGCCCUAUGUGGUCAGCGCUACGGAGAACGGGGAGAUGUGCAUUUGGGACGUUGCCAGUGGCCAGUGCAUUGAUCACACACAGCUCCCCUUUAGGCAUACGGCCAUCUGUUAUUACCACAGCUCAUUCCGAAUGACAGGAGAUGGCUGGCUUCUGUGUUGCGGACAAUACAAGGAUAUCCUCCUCAUCGAUGCCAGAACACUGGCUGUCCUCCACACCCUGACAUUGUCUCAGUCUUCCGACUGGAUCAGCUGCAUGUGCUUGGUUCACUCCCCACGGAUCCAAGAGGAUUCCUUAAUCGCUGUAUCAGCUUCAGGAGACCUCAAAGUCUGGGACUUGUCCUCCUCGGUGAGCAGGAUACAGGAGAAGCAGCUCGUUGCUGAGAGGGAAUCCAAGUCUUUGGACUGCGCUUCCUGCCAUGCCAUCAGAUUCUGCACGUACACCGAGAGACUCCUCUUAGUUGUCUUCCCCGGUUGCUGGAAGGUGUACGAUUACUGCGAUUUUUCCUUGCUGUGCACCGAAUCCAGCCCCGACAGCCAGUUCUGGGCUGGGGGAGAAGUCCUUGCAGCGCACCGGCUAGUUGUCUGGACAGAGGCUGGCCAAGGCUAUAUCUACCAGCUGCUGAACAGUUGCCUUUCGCGGAGCAAACAGCCCUCCGAUCGAAGAGUGCCCAAAGAAACUGUCUGUCCUCUUUUACUUUGUUCCACAGCUGUGGGAGAUAACAAGAGUUUCUCGUAUGUAUUGGGCUUCAUGAAUGAAAGAAAGGAACCCUUUUAUAAGAUCCUUUAUUCUGGAGACGCUUCUGGGAGAAUCACUUUGUGGCAUAUUCCUGACGUGCCAGUUUCAACUCUGGAUGGCUCUCCAAAAGAGAUUCCAAUCGUGGCCUCCUUGACUCUUCAGGAUCACUUUGAUGCUCAUGGUUCUGUGGCUGAAGGUAUCAUUGACCACCUCUGUGGGGCUGACCAGGGCAGCAGAUGGGGCCUCAGCUCUUCCGUUUACAUCCCCAGUCUUGAUAAGCUGGUGUGUGGAUAUGAAGAUGGGAGGAUUUUCAUAGUUCCGGCUCUGCAGGCUGUCAAAACCAGGCUGUUAGAAGACCUCUCUUUGCUGAAAGGCAUGCUGCCUCACAGGAUCCUGGCCGGCCACAGCAGCAGCGUGACUUCUUUGUUGUACCUCCACGGCUGGUCUGCCCGCUUUGACCCGAGCUGGCUGGUGUCAGGUAGCCAGGAUUCUUGUGUGAUCUGGUGGGACAUGUUUACGGGAGAGAUUUUACAUCAGUUCUCUCUGCAGGCUGGCCCUGUCACAAAUCUGCUGCUGUCUUCAGAAAACUACAGAUUCAAAGGCCAGAGGAUUGUGUGCUGCCUGUGCAGUGACCACUCGGUGGCGCUGCUGCACUUGCAAGAGCGAGCAUGCAUCUUGCACGCCAGGAAUCAUCUUUCCCCUGUGAGGAUGCUCCGGUGGCACCCGCUGGAAAAUCUGUUGGUUGUUGGGUGCGAAGAUGAUUCCGUUUCUGUUUGGGACAUUGAAACAGGAAUCCUAGAACGGCACGAAACUGGGGAAGCGGCCAAAGCAGUCCUUGCUGGCUGUGAAGACUCCCCUCUUUCCAUGGCAGAUUCUCUGCUCCCCAUCUUUGAGGGCGACACACACAAGCAGAAGGAAGCCGGCGUCCCCCCCUCCAGCUCCUGCAAACUGGGCACACUUUCCUCCAGCAGCCUCUCUCAUCAAGAAAAGUCUUCCCACCAGGUCUAUAGAAGUCCAGAGGUGCCCAGACUUGUGCUGACCAUCAAGAACCCCAGUCCUUGUGGGUCAGUCACUCUGGCAGAAGGAAAGAUCAUCUUCCGGGCAAGAGAAGGGGUGGGCUUGAUGCCCAUGCCUUGUGAAAUCCACAAGGCCAGAGCACACAGAGCUUUGAAGGACUGUGGCAAAACCGUUUCUCCUCAGCUCUCCUCAGCCUGCCACACCCAGUGGCCUUUUACCAUCUUGCCUGUUAAGACAAAAUGGGAGAACAGACAUUUCCACGUCCUGCUCUUUGAUCUGGAAAAUCUCAGGGAGCUGCUGCGCUCCUCUCACCUCAACGGGCUGAAGCCCUCAAACUCACUGCACAGCUGCGAUGCUCUCGAGAGGGCCAAAACUAGCACAACCGAGAAAGGGACGCUGCUGCUGAGAAGAAACAAGACCACCAGCACGCUCCCCCUGACCGACGGCCCUGGGGAGGAGCACGGCUUUGGAGGCAGCCCUGCUGCUGGGUGUUUGGAAGAAGGCGGAGGCCUCAAGCGGCAGAAGAAAGCCAAGAGUUCCAAAAAGACGAGGCGUCAGCCAUUGGGGAGAGUCAACGUGAACGUUGUCACAGAUACAGCCAAGCUCCUCUUGGCAUGCCUCCUGCCUUGGGGGGUGGACAGAGAGACGGAUAACCUCUGCAUCCAGUAUUUAGGCAUUUCAAGGCUUCUUUUGCCAGUCUCAUUUGGAUUGGUCUCCAAAGAAAGUCAUCUCUCUCUGAUGUUGCCAGGAUGGAGCCACACUAACUCUCCUCUGUGGGACCAGCACAGCCAGCCAGUCAACAUGUUUUCCAGCAAAGUGCUGGAUUUGCGGAAUAAAUACCUGAGUGCUGCCCAGGAGCCCACUGGAAAGCCCCAUGUUCGUAGAAAAAAUAGUGGGGCCCUGGAGGGACCCCCAACUCUCAUCUCUUUACUGAACAGGAUAUGCUUGGUUAGGAAGAUCAUUAGCAUGCCUUUAGACAAGAGCGGCCCGCAGAAAGUGGAGUCGGUCCGCACCAAAUGGCGAGCCACCCAGUCUGUUGGGGCCACCAGCUGUCACGAGGAGUCCUCUGAGGGCACCUUUGGAGUUCCUGCCCAUGAUGCUGAGAAUAUUUCACUUGUCAAGCUUAUUUUUUGUUGGAGAGACCAAUCCAUUGAGGUUGUUGUGGCCAUGCAAGCUGCCCUGUUGGCUGAAGUUCAGAGGAGUACAAGGAACCUGCAAAACACGUUGGCCAAUGGUCAUGGGCUAGUGCCAGCCACUUCGGCAAAGAAAAGUAAGCAGGAUCCCAAAGCUGAGCUGCCAGAGUCGCCCAAGAGCUGUCUGUUGCUGGACCAGUUUGGCAUGGACAUUUUUGAAACCUUGCCUGAGUGCUGGUGA